Ustilago hordei is the source of this 1830-nucleotide messenger RNA. RefSeq lists its product as uncharacterized. The transcript has a single exon. The record is from RefSeq and is a predicted model, not a curated record. Bases 1 to 1830 code for a protein of 609 amino acids. Gene Ontology annotation, molecular function: beta-1,4-mannosyltransferase activity. Gene Ontology annotation, cellular component: cytoplasm. Lineage: Eukaryota; Fungi; Basidiomycota; Ustilaginomycetes; Ustilaginales; Ustilaginaceae.
AUGUCGAAACCCAUCCCAGCGACAUGGCGAAGGGGCUCAGCAAUGUCUGAAUCUCCCUCCUUCACACCCAGCGAUGUUGCUGCCGGUGUUGAAACCCCCCUCGGAUCGAGCGAGAACGAAGACGGCAUGGCCUACCUCCGUUCCAUGAGCUACGUCCACACUUCGGGUCGUUUCAGCUCCUACUCCAUCAUGGAUGACUCUCGACGCGCAACACUGGUCAACCCUGGCACUCCCACCGACUAUUCUUCCGAGACCGACUCGCAAAAGGGCGGCAAGUUUGACACAACUACCAAGAAAAGUCCUCUUCGGGACAGUCGAUCCUGGGAAAACCAUGCUGAAAUGGGACAAGUUCUCCCCGAAAUCACGCCUGAAGCUGUCAAGAAGAUGAAGUACGGUCGUUUGAGGUACAUCGAUGGUUUGCGUUUCCUUGCUGCCAUUGUUGCGCUCACUUCCACUGUGAUCGGAACACAGAACACAAAGUGGGCUGUUGGAAAGAGCAUUCUCUAUCCCUUCGGCUCUGAUUUUGCUCUCACUCUCUUCCUUGCGAUUCAAGGCCGAGCUUUGGCACUUCCUUGGCUGAUCAACCGCAAAGACGCAUGUAAGAGCUUCAACGAUGCUGCAGCCAAAGCCAAAGCCGCUAAAGCUGCCAAGGCUAAUGCUGCUCCCAAGGCUCUUGACGAAAAAGCAACCCCUCAACCAGUCCAAGGAAACAAGGCAGAGUCCGAGAUCAACACUCCUGACUUCAAGCUCUACGGAAUGGCCAUGAUUUCUCGUCCCUUCCGAUUCCUCCUUCCUAUCCUUUUUGUGACCGGUGUUCAAUACGGUUUCUGCCAAGCCACCGGUUUGUACCCAAACAACCCUAACUUCGAAAGCCUGAUCGGAACCCGACCGGGAUGGUGCUUCAGGAAUGCCUCUCAAUGGAUCAUUACCGCUACCAACCUUUUCACCUCGGAAGACCGCCCCACAGAACUUCGCAGUGAAGCUGGACCCCUCUUCUACCUCCCCUGGUUCUUCCAGAACAGCUACUACCUCUACGGUCUUAGCAUGAUUGUCAGCAUCCUGCAGCGAGACACCCGAGUAGCAUUCUUGCUCAUUAUGGGCCUGCUCAAUUGGUGCACUCUUUCGUACCUCGCUCCCGCACUCCUCGGUCUGCUAGUAGCUGAACUCGACAUUUCGGGCCACUUCGCUCGUCUUCGCAAACACAAAGUAGCAACCUGGGUCAUUCAGGGAUUCUGCACCGCCGUCCUGCUCGUUUUCCUCCUUGUACCCCAAGUGCGAGACGCAAUCAACACGGGACUUUCGCACCUCCAAGUGAUCCGACCCACCAACCGUAACGGAGCCAACAUCUACUCUGUCAUCAAAUUCACCGAUGUCAUUUGCUCCUUGCUCCUUCUCACCCUCCUAGAACUCUCGCCUCUCUCCCAAAAAGUGCUCUCCAUCACGCCCCUCUGCAUGGCAGGCCAACAGAUCGGAGCAGCUAUUGUAGCGAUGCACGCUAUCGUACUCUGGUCGAUCAUGCCCAAGAUCUUCCCCAUGACGGCGGAUUCUUCGAUCACUUCAGGUGCUGCGACGAACCUCGCUGGUAUUUGGGCUCUGACGUUGAUUAUUACAUUGGCGUUGAGCACGGUGUUUAGGGUGAUGAUUGAGAUUCCAAGUGAGCUGCUGGGUAGGGCGACACUAAUAUUUUUCUAUGGGCAGGAUGAUAUGCAGCAAUUGAGCAGUGUUUCGUUGCAGCAUGUGAAUAAGGCUAGGAACUCGGGCUAUUUGCUGCCGAUUCCGAGUCUGGGUAAUCCGAUGGCCAAGUUGGGUUUGACUAAGGUGCCUUGGUAA